Geosmithia morbida is the source of this 1659-nucleotide messenger RNA. Its product is annotated as SMI1 / KNR4 family (SUKH-1). Gene Ontology annotation, biological process: regulation of fungal-type cell wall biogenesis; cell wall biogenesis. The record is from RefSeq and is a predicted model, not a curated record. NCBI's taxonomy places the organism in Eukaryota, Fungi, Ascomycota, Sordariomycetes, Hypocreales, Bionectriaceae. The transcript has 3 exons. The coding region runs from base 1 to 1659 and encodes 552 amino acids. Gene Ontology annotation, cellular component: mating projection tip.
AUGGCCAACCUAUUCGGUGCCGCCUUCCGCGACUUCUGGCAUACGAUGACCAGCUAUGACCGACACUCUACGUACGACUCACCACAGCGUUCCGGACGCCACGUUCCCCUGCAGGACGGCCGGACCAGCGGCCUCUUCACCGGCGUCGCCACUGCCUCCGACUCCCGACCCGACGUCAGCUCACCCUUCUACGACGAGCACAGCCGCGCGUCCCCCUCGGCCGGCGGCAUCCCCGGCAGCCCCGGAGGCCCCUACUCGCCCGGCCUGCGGUCCAUGGCCGCCAAGAACGCCAGCCAGACCGACGGCUUCGAGGUGCAGAGCCCGGGCGAGGUGCCCAUGCAGUCCUUCGAGGACGGCCAGCCGCCGCCACCGCCCAUCCGGCACUCGUGGAGGCGCAUAGACGCCUGGGCCGAGGAGAACUACCCCGAGCUGUUCGACCAGCUCGGCGAGGGUGCCACCGUCAACGACCUCAACGAGCUCGAGCACCAGCUCGACUGCUCCCUCCCCCAAGACGUGCGCGAGUCGCUCAUGGUCCACGACGGCCAGGAGCGCGGCGGAUACCCCACCGGCAUCAUCUUCGGCUCCAUGCUCCUCGACUGCGAGGAGAUCGUCCACGAGUUCCAGAACUGGCGCAUCGUCAACCAGGAGUUCCUGGCCGAGGCCCAGCACGCCGCCCAGCAGACGACGGUGCCCUCCAAGGCCUUUGGCGGCGGCAGCAGCGAGGCCUCGUCGUCGAGGCAGCGCGCCGCCUCGCAGGGGAGCAACCCGGACGAGUGGCGCCACAGCCUGCUGUCCAAGCAGGACUGCGUGCCUCCCAACGCCGUCCGCAAGGCCUACGCCCACCCGGCCUGGAUCCCCCUGGUGCGCGACUGGGGAGGCAACAACAUCGCCGUCGACCUGGCUCCCGGCCCCAAGGGUCGAUGGGGUCAGAUCAUCAUGUUCGGCCGCGACUACGACACCAAGUACGUCGUCGCCCGCUCGUGGUCGGCCUUCAUCGCCUCCGUGGCCGACGACCUCAACAGCGGCAAGUGGUUCGUCGACGAGGACACCAACGAGCUGAAGCUCCGCGAGUUCAGGGAGACGCGCGUCGAGCCCGGCUACUUCAGCAUCCUGCGGUGGCGCAUGGACCAGAAGUACGGCCGCCGCGCCGCCCAGCGGAGGUCCAUGGCUCCCCAGCCCAGGGGCGGCGCCGCCGGCUCCCCGCUCGGCUCGCGGUCGUCGUCGCCCUACGCCAGCCCCGUCGACGGCGGCGCCGCCCCGGACGCCCGCGGACGGUCCAUGCAGCGCCUGCGCGACUCGUCACCCCUGACCAGCCCCAUGCGCGGCGCCGGCUUCGGAAAGCCGCCUGCCCUCGGUAGGGUGACGGAGGAGACGCCGAUCCCGGAGCUGAUGACGGCCCACAUCGAGCCCUCGAAGCUCGUCGAGGUCGAGACGCCGCUGGAGCAGCCGGCCGGCGCGGCCUCGGCCUCGGCCAGCAGCACGGCCGCCACAUCUUCCACGGCGACGCCGGCCACCACGGCCCCCACGUCGACGACGUCGGAACCGGCCGGCAAGCCUGCACGGCCGUCGUCCGAGUCCAAGACGGGCAAGGACAAGGAGAACGUGGCGCCCGAGGCGGAUGGCAAGACGGACGAGACGAUGAAGGAGAUUGAGAUCUGA